Molecule: messenger RNA, 783 nt
Organism: Penicillium soppii
Lineage: Eukaryota; Fungi; Ascomycota; Eurotiomycetes; Eurotiales; Aspergillaceae
Exons: 2
Coding region: 1-783 (260 amino acids)
Source: RefSeq, a predicted model, not a curated record
AUGAAACAAGAACAUGUUCUCAUAUUUGGCGGCAAUGGAAGAAUUGCCCGCUCUAUGACUGCAUUGAUGCUUGCCAGGUCAUGGAAAGUAACAAGUACCAUCCGGAAUAUCCACCAGAAAGACAAUCUCAUCCAGAUAGGCAAAAGUCAACCAGGAAGCAUCAAUGUCCUAAAUCUCGACCUGAGAAACCUCGAAACCUCAGACGACGCGAAGAAAAUUAUCGAGACUGUCAAACCAACAAUUGUUGUGUUUGCAGCAGGUUCAUUCCCGAACACCUACACCAUCGACCGCAACGCAGCCCAAAGAAUAAUCAAAGCCUCCACCGAGACCCCACACGUCAAAAAGUUCCUAAUGAUAUCAUUCCCCUCCUCGCGAAGAAAUGCCGCACCGUGGUGGGGAAAACAAGACGUUCAAAACUGGCAGAAAGAGAUAUCUUCGUACCCUGAUAUCGCAGAUGCCAAGAUCCAAGCUGACGAGUAUCUCGUAGCUAUGGCUGAAGCCCGGGAAUUACGCCUUGGGUUACCUUUUCAGGCAAUCAGCUUGCGACCAAGUUGGCUUUUGACAGGGCCGUCCACAGGGCGGGUCAAGCUAGGAAGGACCCCGACGUUGGGUCAGGUCAAGAUCUUGGAUGUUGCUGCUGUAGCAACUAGUCUACUUGCUCGCGAUGAUACAAAUGGAUGGUAUGAUUUGGUUCAGGGUGAUGAUUGUAUUGAACAUGCAGUGGAGAUGUGUGUGAAAGAGGGGAUUGAUUGUUUUGAAGGGGAAGAUUUGCAGCGUAUCUGA